AUGGAAGCGGCGGAAAGAGGCAUCACGCUGGAACUGACUCCGGAAGCUGCUGAGUCCUUGCGAUCGCGUCGGAUCCUUCCACCUACUUCCGUGAUUAGUAACGACGACAACGACAAUUGGAAUGAAGUCUUGACGGGUCCUAUCCUACCAAGUCACGAGAGUGACAACAGCGAAACAAUUCCACAAGGAGAACUCAGCAGUGUUCGCGACAAACAUCCACAAGAAGACGAAGAUGACGACAGUCUUUCUUUGUCACCUCCUCCGCAUCUUCCCGUCGUCCGCAUUGAUUUGGAGCGUCUUGUUGGAUACCGACCAUGUAGUGAAUUGGAAGCACGGCAAGUUCGUUUGCAAGUGAGGGCUGCCCUUUGGGGCUUGGAGGAUGUUGAUGGCGCACAAGAAGGAGACAAUGCCGAUGCGUUAGCGAGUGAUUUUGAUGAUCGAGUCGCGGAAUUGCUGGAAACACGCGUCGCCGUUCACGGAACCACCAUUGACAAGAACCAAGAAGUCGACCGAUCGUCAACAGAUUCUGCAAACCUAGUCUCGAAUCGAUAUCGAUACGCAAUUAUCGACUAUCCCGAAUACCUCUGCGAACGAGAAACCCUUUCUAGUACGGACGACAACCGCCCUACCGAUGAUCCCGAUGUACGUGUGUACAGUACGGCGCGUAUAUGGAAGCGGCUUUUACAGCCACAUCGCGUUAGCGUCGUGGAUCGAUUGCUUCGGCACGUGACCAGCUGCAAUCGAGGGCUCCUUUGGAAACACGCGAUGCGAGAAGAGCUCGUCCGCUUGGCUAGGGACGAGGAACACGCCCGGGUGGCGCGUCAACAAACCGAGGAGUUGCUCUUGUGGAAAACGGACCGGCGUCAAAGCCAACUCGAUAAAUUGUAUUCCGUCCGAGAAACUUUGGAACAUCGCAUUGAUUUGGCACAGUCACAAUUGCGCGAAUUGGAAGGAGCGAGAGAAGUGCAGGUCCAGACGAAGCUUGAAGCACAGCGCCUGGAUCAUGAUACACAGUUAGAUGGUUUCAGUGCGCUCGAUUGGUCGUCCUCGGCCUUUGGUUUUCCGUCCGACUCGAAAUUGGAAGAUUGCGAUUUGUUUGGUCUACGAUGGGACGAGGAUGACUUUGCCGAAGACGAGGAAUACACUUUACUGUCGGAGCAUGAGGACAAUGACGACGAGUCUCUGAACGAAUCGGAUAGUGAUCAUACUGGCGAAAAGGAAGGUAGUGAUGACAGCACAAAAGGCAGCAUGCGGGAUGACACGAGCGGCCAGGAACCUCCGAGGGUGGCUGCAGACGAGGCACCUCUCGCGCUACCGGUCCAAACUGGCGACGCCAAAUCUCGCCGUCGACUGGCUACCCGCAAACGUCGUCACUUGCUAAGAGCGCAUGCGGAAGGAGCGGAACGAGAAGCGCGAGUACGAGCCGCCAAGGAGGAAGAAGAGGCCUUGCGGGACGGUUUCACGAGCACGGAGCUCAAACUUGCCUCGGCAUUGGUCCAAUCGCUACAAGGGAAAAUGGCACAAGUUGAUAAUCUAUUAGAAACGAUACAAGAAGAAGAAUGGCAAGACGAAGAAGAAGGCAUCACUGAGUUACUUUUGGAAAGCAAGGGCUCCGGAUCAACUCCAGACGGGAUGGUGUUGUCUUUACUGGACCAGAUUUUGGCCAUGGUCCUGGGCGCCACGUUGCCCGGUGACCAGACGCUGUUGGAUGAGCACGUGUUAUGGCUGCGGGACGAACAUCGAUCGAUUGCGACGGAAUGGCAAGCGUAUUUUGGACGGCUUCCUGCACCGUUGACGGGUCCUGACGACACGUUUACCUCUCCGACAGUGAUGGGGGAAAAGACGGAACCAGCGGUUCGGAGUGAACCGGACAAUUUGCCGAUGACGCCCGAUCGGCAAAGCGUGUUGCGCCAAGCCCUGGGAAUUGUGGAACACGAUACCGUCGAUUGGGAAGAUGAGGAAUCGGACUGUGUGGACACGGUCGGUUGUACCACAAAUCCUGCGGUGGCACACGCUGGUGGCAAGGCUAUAAGGACGCGUGCCCCUACGAGUGGAUUGCGGCCCGGUGGUCGGUUGUAA
This is a messenger RNA of Phaeodactylum tricornutum CCAP 1055/1, 2079 nucleotides long. RefSeq lists its product with no specific name. The coding region runs from base 1 to 2079 and encodes 692 amino acids. Lineage: Eukaryota; Bacillariophyta; Bacillariophyceae; Surirellales; Neidiaceae. The transcript has a single exon. The record is from RefSeq and is a predicted model, not a curated record.